Molecule: messenger RNA, 4272 nt
Organism: Mus musculus (house mouse)
Lineage: Eukaryota; Metazoa; Chordata; Mammalia; Rodentia; Muridae
Gene: Trib2
Product: tribbles pseudokinase 2
Exons: 3
Coding region: 1358-2389 (343 amino acids)
Biological process (GO): negative regulation of interleukin-10 production
Cellular component (GO): cytoplasm; cytoskeleton
Molecular function (GO): ubiquitin protein ligase binding; ubiquitin-protein transferase regulator activity
Source: RefSeq, marked validated
GAGCGCGAGCAAGCGAGGCGCGCGCGCACACAUACGCGCACACACAGCCGGGCUCGCUCCGAGAUCCCCGGCCACGUAAGUAACUAUUAAUACCGCCUCGCCCGGGGAUGCGGGCGUGCUUGAGCGCCGGGAUUGGCCUAGGGCGCCGUGGCCAUCCCCUUUAAUUUUUAAAUACACGGUCCUCUCCUACUUCUGGGUGGCAAGAAAAAAAAAAUAAUAAGAAAAGAAGACAAGCCGUCGAUUUUUAUUUUUCCUGCAGAGCAAACCCCGCCGUGCAAUUUGGUCGCAAGGCAUCGGGAGACAAGAGUGGUUUGCAAAUUGUUUCAAGGCUCAAGACCCAGUUGUGCAGCGGAAAAGGAACGCCGCGGGUUGACGGAGUCCGGGGAGCAUCUGCUGGCAGCUCCUGCAGGACCCCCGGAAAGCUCCUGCUGCUGGUACCCCCCAGGUCACCGCCCGCACUUCUUGCUUCAUCGGAGGAGGAUCUGGGACGUGAGCAGCGACAGCAAGAGCUAGUGCUGACCGCGCGGGCUCUGCCUUGGGCUUUGUCGCGGUACCUGUGCCUGCCCUACUCCGCGCACUCCCUACUCAGCUUUUGCAAUCUUUUGUUGCCACUGCUGACCGCCCCAAGUUAAAAGCGCCUUUGCAAUUUUUUUUUUCUGUCUUUUUUUUUUUUUCUUGAGAGAGACAGCUCUGCGAUUUUUUGGAAAAGCCUCAGACGCCAUCUACAGUUAAGACUUAGGUAACUGCCCUCUCUAGCACCCCCCUUACACGCCCCCCACCCUUUCCACCAAAAAGAGGGGGGUGCAGCGCGGAUUCUGGCUGCCGCGCGGCGUGAGCCGGUAGACCCGAGCUUAUUUCCUUUUUCUUUUUGUUUGGUUUCUAACGCGUGGAGGGCGAGCCGGCGCCGCGCGCUCCCUGAAGACUGCACAAACUCCACGCAGGGCUUCUCCGCCCGGUCUGCGGAUCCUCAGCUGGGGAUCGCUCAGAAGCCCGGCGCUGCAGCUCCUCACCCCAGAGGCACGCUCACUCGUCCAGAUCCACGCUGCGAACAGAGACCCACUGAGUCCAGCGUGCGGUUCUGCACCGCGCUGGCAGCUUCUGGGUAACAAAAGGACCCGAGUUGUCCGCAGAGCGAGCACCCCCGGGAGCGGGGCUCGCAGCCGGGGACCAGCCCUGCAGCGCCCAUCUGGGGGCUAGUUCUUAACUCUUCCUCCACGGAGCCCCAGACGGGUCCCCUCCCUUCUUGAUCCUUUUAAGUCGGUAGCACCGAGGCGCCUGCACCGGCGCGGCUCAUCCAUCUCUCCAGAGGGGUUUUUUGGUUUGUUUGUUUGUUUUGUCGUGUGCGAUCCUCACACUCAUGAACAUACACAGGUCUACCCCUAUCACAAUAGCGAGAUAUGGGAGAUCGCGGAACAAAACCCAGGAUUUCGAAGAGCUGUCGUCUAUAAGGUCCGCUGAGCCCAGCCAGAGUUUCAGCCCGAACCUUGGCUCUCCGAGCCCGCCCGAGACUCCGAACUUGUCGCAUUGCGUUUCUUGCAUCGGGAAAUACUUACUGUUGGAGCCUCUGGAGGGAGACCACGUUUUCCGCGCUGUGCAUCUGCACAGCGGAGAGGAGCUGGUUUGCAAGGUGUUUGAGAUCAGCUGCUACCAGGAGUCCCUGGCCCCCUGCUUCUGCCUGUCUGCCCAUAGCAACAUCAACCAAAUCACGGAAAUCCUCCUGGGAGAGACCAAAGCCUAUGUGUUCUUUGAGCGAAGCUAUGGAGACAUGCAUUCCUUUGUCCGCACUUGUAAGAAGCUGAGGGAGGAGGAGGCAGCCCGACUGUUCUACCAGAUUGCCUCAGCUGUGGCCCAUUGCCACGAUGGAGGCCUGGUGCUGCGUGACCUCAAGCUGCGGAAAUUUAUCUUCAAGGAUGAAGAGAGGACUCGUGUCAAGCUGGAGAGUUUGGAAGACGCUUACAUUCUCCGGGGUGAUGAUGACUCACUCUCUGACAAGCAUGGCUGCCCAGCGUAUGUCAGCCCAGAGAUCUUGAACACCAGCGGCAGUUAUUCGGGCAAGGCAGCGGACGUGUGGAGCCUGGGGGUAAUGCUGUACACCAUGUUGGUGGGGCGUUACCCUUUCCAUGACAUUGAGCCUAGUUCUCUUUUCAGUAAGAUCCGCAGGGGCCAGUUCAACAUUCCAGAAACUCUGUCUCCCAAGGCCAAGUGCCUCAUCCGAAGCAUCCUGCGACGGGAGCCGUCAGAGCGGCUGACCUCGCAGGAAAUUCUGGACCAUCCUUGGUUUUCUACAGAUUUUAGUGUCUCAAAUUCGGGAUUUGGUGCUAAAGAGGCGUGUGACCAGCUGGUGCCAGACGUCAACAUGGAGGAGAACUUGGACCCUUUCUUUAACUGAGCUCAAGGCCCAGGGACACAUAGCAGGUACCAGGAGCAAGAGAGAGCCCCAGAAAGGAGUUCUGGGACACAGGUGGCCUGGCUGAGAAGCAAGACGGACAUUCAUAUUUACACAUUUCUUGGUUCAGAGAAGGAAUAUGUUCUAGGAGCUGACGGAACACGUAGCAUGGGAACAAGACGUGUGGGAUGGGGGUUGGGUUCAGAUGGACGGGAGCCCCUCCCCUAAGCUUCUCUUCCCUGGGGUAGCCUGAGAGUCCCCCUUACCAGUAGGGCUAUUCUACCCCACUUUUCAUUUUGUUCAGAAAUAGUUGCAGAUCUCGAUAGAAUCCAAACUCUUCUGCCUCAAACACCUACCUUGGCAUUGCACUGUUAGCAUUUAACUUCUUGUUACGAUUCAGGGAAGGGACAAUUGAUCGAAGAUUUUUUUUUUUUUUUUGGAACAGACCAACCACCUAUGUAAUAAUUAAUAAGAUUCACCUAAAAAUAAUAAUAAUUCGGUGCACACAGACUGACCUGAAACCUGGGUGCUAAACUAAAAGAAAACAAAAGUUCCAGUUGUCGUCUCUCAUUCGCACUUUCCAAUUCAUUUCUUCUAAAUAAACGAUGUCCUAUUCUGGUUAGGAAGUAACACAUUAACGCUUUGCUCCCUGAACGGGGAGGGGGAGUCUGUUCCUCCACAGACAUUUCUGUUUUGUAUCAGCUGGUUUUUGUAGCAGGAAACUAUCAGAAGUCAAACUUCCAGAUGUAUUAUCACAGUUCAGGGGAAGAAGAAAGGAAAAGAAGAAAAAUCCAACUCCUUUCUGGUUUUUGUUCUUUUGAAGGAAGAGGGUUCACAUUGUAGACAUUGCUCUCUGCUCCAAAUUCAGUGAGGGGCUCCCAGAGGGCAGGCGCCUCCUGGAGUCAGAUCUUUUUGAUGAUGCUGAUCUCAACGUUUUGUUUUUGCUUUAUGGGAAACUAGUAAAACGAGACAGGUUGUCCCAUGUGUAUAAAAUACAGGGCAGCUAUUUCCUUUUCUUUGCUAAGAAUGAUCCUUUGGGCUUGGAAAGGCCCUCUGGUUUGAACAGAAAGAGUAAACGGGCAAUAAGCCAAAAGCCAGGAUGAUAUACAUACAAACAGCUCUCUGUCCCAAUACGCACCUUGUAUUUAUUAAGGAAAAUGUCACAUUGUGAUGUAUUAAGCCAGUACUUCAAUUACGGGUCAACGGGAUGACAUGUUACAUGCUGUAGUUUAACAUUUAUAAUUUUGUUCCCCUGUUUUGAGUAUUUCUGUCCCUGGAAUAACCUUUUAUUUGGCUUUCUCUAGAUAGCCUUAUUUGAUUUUGAGUGGCAAAAUGUUUUUCCUUUUGUACUCUGGCUUUUCUAUUGCUGUAUGAUACAGAACUCUUUUGGCAUAAAUAUUUGUGUUCCCAGUACCUCAGUCGUUUGGGUUUUCCUGCCUGCAUCUGUUUUGUGAAAUGGUCCUGUUUUUGGGUAGGUGACACGUGGACUCUAGUGUGUAAAUGUUACUUGAAUCUGUGCUUCACUCUAGUAUGUGGCAUGUGUGUGCGGACUCUUGGAUGCUUCACGCCUACUCCACUGGAGCCCCUGUCCCCAGGAGGACAGCUUCCCCACUGAUAAUCAGGAGACCAAGCUGCCAUGGAUUUACCCUUGAUUCUAUUUUGAUAAUGGAAGAUACAGAGAGAGGGUUUUUACAUUCAGAAGAUGGUGCUGUGGCAAGAAGGACCUUUUAUCUUCCCUCUCCCCUGUUUUUAAAGUCCUCGGUGGGAGGAAAGAUUGGAAACAUGCAUGAUGGGGACUAAUGGCCUCUGGUGCUUUGUCCUGUAUUUGGUUUAAUGUUUUUGUCCUAAUCUCUUCAAUCAAUAAAAUUGUGCGUAUUUAACUAAAA